Elgaria multicarinata webbii is the source of this 3528-nucleotide messenger RNA. It is a transcript of the gene ERN2, whose product is annotated as endoplasmic reticulum to nucleus signaling 2. The record is from RefSeq and is a predicted model, not a curated record. The transcript is spliced from 21 exons. Lineage: Eukaryota; Metazoa; Chordata; Lepidosauria; Squamata; Anguidae. Bases 25 to 2919 code for a protein of 964 amino acids. Gene Ontology annotation, cellular component: IRE1-TRAF2-ASK1 complex. Gene Ontology annotation, molecular function: protein serine/threonine kinase activity; ATP binding; RNA endonuclease activity. Gene Ontology annotation, biological process: mRNA processing; protein phosphorylation; IRE1-mediated unfolded protein response.
CCCUGCAAGAGCUGCAUAGACCUGAUGCGUCUCUGGAUCUUUCUGUCUCUGAUCCUAACUCCUCCACACCUGAUGUCUCCCCUGCCCCCCCCCCCUGCCCAGUGCCUUGCUGGCAGCCUAGUGACUGUCCCAGACAUGCUGGUCUUUGUUUCGACCCUGGAUGGGAGCCUCCAUGCAGUGAACAAGAAAACGGGUGACAUCAAGUGGACCCUGCAGGAUGAUCCGACGCUGCAGGUGCCAACUUACCUGGCAGAGCCAGCAUUUCUUCCAGACCCAAAUGAUGGCAGCUUGUAUGUCGUGGGGGGUAAGCACAAGGAGGGCCUGAUGAAGCUGCCUUUCACCAUCCCAGAGUUGGUGCAGUCUUCUCCUUGCCGAAGCUCCGAUGGGAUUAUCUAUACAGGGAAGAAGGAGGACACGUGGUUUGUCGUGGAUCCGGUGUCAGGGCGGAAGCAGACAACGCUGUCCACCAAGGCUUGGGAUGGGCUGUGCCCCACAACUCCAUUGCUAUACAUCGGACGCACCCAGUACGUCAUCACCAUGUAUGACACCAAGUCCCGUGAGUUGAGGUGGAAUGCCACGUUCCAGGACUACUCCGCUCCCUUUCAUGACCAGAGCGAUGACUACAAAAUGGCCCACUUUGCCUCAAGCGGAGGCGGGCUGCUGGUGACAGUCGGCACGGAGAGCGGGGAGGUGCUCUGGACCCACGACUAUGGCUCCCCCGUGGUCGGCGUGUACACCUGGCACCGGGACAGCUUGCGACAGGCCCCCCACCUCAACAUAGCCGAGGAGAGCCUGCGUCACCUCAUCUUGCGCUCCCAGGAGCUUCGGCUCAUCUACUGGAAGCACCGGUUCGCCAAGGACUUCACUGCCAAGACUCCGCUGCUGCCAACAUUGUACGUGGGUAAACACGUUGCAGGAUUCUACGCGGUGACAUCGCUGGUUCACGAGGGCGUGGCUCUUGUGCCGCAGGGGGUGACCUUGGCACGGAGCAACGGCCCCACGACCGAGGACGUGACCCUCCAGAAGUCUGGCGAGCGUGAGAUUACGCCCACCACAGAUGUCAAGUACCCACACGGGAGCAUCACCAUUCCCCACAGCCAGUGGCUGCUGAAAGGACACCACGAGCUGCCCCCAGUGGUCCACACGACCAUGCUGAGGGCCUUUCCUGAGACCCUGCGGAGGAGCCCUGAGACCACCCUGCCACACAACUCCCCUCCCAGGACCCUCUUCGACGACUUCCUGGCACCACGCAGCCCUGAAGAGCCCCCCGAGGAAGGCUGGCACUGGGUGGACCCCCCUGUGGAGACGGAGCAGACGGCAGUUUACCCGGAGCACGGCAGCUGGGAGCUGGUCGUGGCUGGAACCGCCACGGUGCUUGGGGGCGGGGCGCUGCUCUUCCUCCUGCUCUGGCAGAACCGAAAGCAGCAGCAGUACUUGGAGCAGCAGCUGGAGCAGAGACUGCAGCUCCUGCAGCAGCUGGGGACGGGACGGCCUGCUCCUGGCCACAGCUCUGGGGAGCUUCUCCUGGCAGCCAGCAGCGAUUCACCUGGAGCAACCUCGCGGGGGUCCUCACAGCCAGACCAGGGACCGGGCACCUCCUCCUCUUCUUCUUCUUCUUCUUUGGAAUUGGCCAAUGGGGGGUCCAGCACUAGUCAAGGGGCUGACCUGGAAACCAUCGUUGUGGGGAAGAUCUCCUUCCAUCCCAAGGAAGUGCUGGGCCAUGGGGCAGGGGGCACCUUUGUGUUCAGGGGUCACUUUGAUGGGCGCCACGUGGCAGUGAAGCGCCUCCUGCCCGAGUGCAUCCGCCUGGUGGAUCGUGAGGUGCAGCUUCUGCGUGAGUCGGAUGAACACCCCAACGUUGUGCGCUAUUUCUGCACGGAGGUGGACCAGCAGUUCCACUACAUUGCCCUUGAGUUGUGCUCCUCCACGCUGCAGGAGUACGUGGAAAGAUCCACCUUCAUCCGGAAAAGCCUGGAUCCUGUCUUACUGGUACAUCAGACCAUGUCUGGAUUGGAUCAUUUACACUCCCUCAGUAUAGUCCACCGUGACCUGAAACCCUGCAACAUCCUCAUCUCGGCCCCCAACUGCCAUGGGCAGGUCCGCGCCGUCAUCUCAGACUUUGGCCUGUGCAAGAGGCUGCACGGAGGGCGCCACAGCUUCAGCCUCCGCUCUGGUGUUCCUGGCACCGAGGGAUGGAUUGCGCCAGAGAUGCUGAGAGAGGACCCCAAGGAGAACCCUACAUGGGCGGUGGACAUCUUCUCGGCCGGCUGCGUCUUGUACUAUGUCGUGUCUGGCGGGCAGCAUCCCUUCGGAGAAGGCUUUCGUCGCCAGGCCAAUAUCCUCACCGGCACCUACCAGCUAGAGCAGCUUCAGCAGGAGACGCAUGACCAUGUUGUGGGCCGGGAGCUGGUCGAGGCGAUGAUCGGCAGUGACCCCCACUUGCGUCCCUCGGCCAGGCAGGUCCUGGGGCACCCCUUUUUCUGGAAGCAGGAGAAGCAGCUGCAGUUCUUCCAGGAUGUCAGUGACCGCAUUGAGAAGGAGCCAGCAGACGGGCCCGUCGUCUGUGCCCUGGAGGCUGGGGCCCCUGCUGUGCUGAGAGGCAACUGGCGGACACAGAUCUCCAUCCCGCUGCAGGCAGACCUCAGGAAGUUCCGGACUUACAGAGGCAGCUCAGUGCGCGACCUCCUGAGGGCCAUGAGGAAUAAGAAGCAUCACUACCACGAACUGCCCAGCAGUGUGCAAGAGACCCUCGGAGCCAUCCCACAUGACUUCGUCACGUACUUCACCACCCGGUUCCCCCACCUGCUGCUGCACACCCACCAGGCCAUGCGCCUGUGCGCCAGUGAGAGGCCGCUGCAGGCUUAUUACUACCAGGACUCUUCAAGCUCUCAGCCCCAAACGGGAACACCUGGGCUGUAACUGGCCGGAAUAAUCUUGUGGGAUGUGUGCAUGUGUGCACUUGGAGAAGCACAGAAGAAACCACUGUGGAUCCCUUCCCGCCUCACUAUCGAGUGACUGUCCUACCCGUGCAGACCGCCGCCGCCGCCGCCCCCCACCGCCCAGCAGGGAAGCAGCUGCACACCAGAACGUUCUCUGACCCACCCUGGCAGAACAGAACCCUGUUCAGCAAAGUCACUCUAGGAGCAAGUGAUGCUUUCUGAGGAGGGGGUUCGUUCCACAGCAGAAAGCCCCUUCCUGGAGGAGAAUAGAGCAGGCCAUGUUGAAAAGCGACCUCAGAGAGGAUAGGCAUCCUCCUUCAAGAGGGCUGCGGCGUUCUCUUCCCUUGAACUCCUACCUCAGUGGAGAGGUGCAGCCACUGCUUGUGCAAGCUCCCUGCCUGCAACUGGUGUACUCCCUGCGCCUGAUCUAAGGCUACCCUCUAUCAGGAUGAGGCCCAGCCCUAUGACAGAGAUGCUCUUGGAGGGCACCCAGUUCUUUGGGUCCCUUAAGCGACAAGGGCCCAGCUGUUAAACCAGCAAGUGGCUCAGGCUGGGUACCCCCACCAGACCUUCCUCUUGGAGCACCUGA